GAUACUUUACAGAGGAGGGAUGUAUUGAAAGAGACUAUUGCUACUUACAGCGCCGUAUAGCAGCCCUGCUCCUACAUUUUGCUGCCUUACUCUGCCCUGAAUGCUCUGGAGUGGGGAUGGUCCGUCAUUAACUAUAAACUGAUUCUCAUCAGGAAACUGCACAUUAUCUCACCAUCAUUUCAAAGGUCUCGUCUGGCAGAGGUGACGCCAGGAGAUGAUUUAAAGGUGAAAAUGACAAGGUUUCCAGCCCUCAAACCUUGGUUCCUUUUCUGACAAUACAGUCUGAAUGAACCCAAUGUCUUCUUUACUGUGGAAGUAACAUCGGAAGAGAAAAACAUAUAUAUAUUUUUUAAUCCUGAUAAAGAAGAUUAUUGGGAAGCUCUUUUUUUUAAAAAAAUCUCCAAUUGUGGCACAGAUGGAUUUUAGAAAGUGUUAGAGCUUUCCAAUGAACACUAAUAGAGUACUCUGCUCUUGGCUGGAUUUUUCAGAGAAUGGCAAUGGUCUCUGCGAUGUCCUGGGUCCUGUAUUUGUGGAUAAGUGCUUGCGCGGUGCUGCUCUGCCAUGGAUCCCUUCAGCACACUUUUCAGCAGCAUCACCUGCACCGACCAGAAGGAGGGACAUGUGAAGUGAUUGCUGCGCACAGAUGUUGUAAUAAAAACCGCAUUGAGGAGCGGUCGCAAACAGUCAAGUGUUCCUGUCUGCCUGGGAAAGUGGCUGGAACAACAAGAAACCGACCUUCCUGUGUUGAUGCCUCCAUUGUGAUCGGGAAAUGGUGGUGUGAGAUGGAGCCUUGUCUAGAAGGAGAAGAGUGUAAGACACUCCCUGAUAAUUCUGGAUGGAUGUGUGCUACAGGCAAUAAAAUCAAGACCACAAGAAUUCACCCAAGAACCUAACGGAAGCAUUUGUUAUAGUAAUAGAGGAAAAUCAACUCUGCGGAAAAUACAUUUUAAAAAGUUAAAACAUCUUAUACAUUAGAAGCCAAAUGGAUUUCUUAUUUGCACUUUGACUGAUUACCAGAUAAGCACAGUGCUUUUACUGUGUAUCACAGAGUAUCCUAGAGGGAGAAGACCCGAAGUUUUGGCGGUACCAUGGAAAGUGGGUUAAGAAAAAAAAAAAGGGGGGUUUUCUCAAUGCAAAUUUUUUGGGAUUACGAAGAACGGUCAACUAUCUUCUCAUUUGGAUCUAUAGUUACUUUGUACCACUUGAAAUACAUGUAUAUACAUAAUAUUUUGAAAUAUUAUAUAUUCUCUUCAAGAAAUGAACUGUACCACAGUUUGAGACGGCUGGUGUACGUCUUUGAGUUUUGGAUGUUUUGUUUUGUUCUCUUGUCAUUUCUUUUGCUAUCGGCAAGGAAAACAUGUGCCCUUUUGAGAGGUGGGCAUGGCACUGACACUGGAAGGCCAGCUACAGGUGGACUCCUGGAAUCUGAGGCAUCAAAACAACACCGAGGCAAGAGCUCCCUUCUGUUUCUACAGAUGGUCCAAGGAAGCACAUCAUCCUGACUUGUUGUUUUCUAUCCUGUACAAUAUUAGCAUGCAAGCUUGGCUUACAUAACCAUACUUUAUAUUCAAUUGAUAUAUAAUACCGAUCUAACCUCUUCCAGGAAAAUAUUUUUAGAACUACUAGCUUUUCCACAGAUAAAGAAAAAUGAGGAUUCUUGAGGGAGCCACUCCACCAUGCUGUUAAGACUCCGGCAGAGUGAUGGUCAAAUAUGGAUCCCGGUAUUGAGUUCUGUAAAUACAGUGUCUUAAGGCUUUGUAUAGCUAUCCUAAACUGCAGAAAUGUCCUCUGAUUAAAUCCAAAGUCUGACAUCAUUAAUAACAUAGUGCUGUAGCAACAAGUCUUAUCAUGGCACCUCUUUCUACAUUUGAUUUGAUUUUUCCAAGAGUAUUCAGAGAUCUCUUCUGGUGAGAUGGAAAGACUGUUAAAGCAGUUAGGUUUCAGAAUGAUCUGUGUGACCAAAUGUUGGACAGCCCUAUUAAAGUGGUAAAUAACUUCUUUCUAAA
Capra hircus (goat) is the source of this 2006-nucleotide messenger RNA. RefSeq names its product family with sequence similarity 19 member A1, C-C motif chemokine like (gene TAFA1). Gene Ontology annotation, molecular function: receptor ligand activity. The transcript is spliced from 5 exons. The record is from RefSeq and is a predicted model, not a curated record. The coding region runs from base 492 to 893 and encodes 133 amino acids. NCBI's taxonomy places the organism in Eukaryota, Metazoa, Chordata, Mammalia, Artiodactyla, Bovidae. Gene Ontology annotation, biological process: neuroblast differentiation; regulation of neuroblast proliferation.